Penicillium antarcticum is the source of this 1868-nucleotide messenger RNA. RefSeq lists its product as uncharacterized. The coding region runs from base 39 to 1868 and encodes 609 amino acids. Lineage: Eukaryota; Fungi; Ascomycota; Eurotiomycetes; Eurotiales; Aspergillaceae. Gene Ontology annotation, molecular function: magnesium ion transmembrane transporter activity. Gene Ontology annotation, biological process: magnesium ion transport. The record is from RefSeq and is a predicted model, not a curated record. The transcript is spliced from 3 exons. Gene Ontology annotation, cellular component: membrane.
CCACUUCCUGUCUAUUUGGCCAAUGCACGAUACGCAACAUGGGCAAUCUAGGUGACUUGUCGCCGGAGGGAAGCGUUGCCGUCGGUGUCAUCGUUGGGCUGAUUUCAACUAGCCUCCAGGCGAUCGGACUCACCCUGCAGCGCAAGUCGCAUUUACUCGAGGACGAGAAGCACCCAUAUGAUGUGCGCAGACCCCCCUACAAGCGCCGACGAUGGCAGGUAGGAAUGGGAAUGUUUGUGAUCUCCAAUAUCGUGGGAAGCACCAUUCAGAUCACCACUCUGCCACUUCCGGUCCUUUCCACGCUUCAAGCGUCCGGACUAGUCUUCAAUACGAUAUUCGCGACAUUGAUCUUGGGUGAACCCUUCACCCGAUACUCCCUCGCUGGUACAGUUCUCGUUUGCAUAGGCGCAUUGUUGAUUGCGACAUUCGGCGCCAUCGGGGAACCGGCACAUACCUUGGACCAACUUCUGGAGCUCUUACAACGCAGGCCGUUCCUGUUAUGGAUGGGUGGAACUACACUUUUGGUGGUGGCUGUAUUGGUGGCCUCAAAACUGCUGAAACACUUCCUGCCUUCGUCACGCGCGAAACCCUCGGCUUCUGGGCAUUUUGCGCCACACCUACUGCGACUGCAAAGCCGAAUGAAGUUGAUCCGUGGUAUGUCCUAUGGUUUUGUCAGCGGUAUUCUUUCUGCCCAUUCGCUACUUCUGGCUAAGUCGGCGGUGGAACUGCUUGUGCGCACGGUGGUUGACCGUGUAAACCAAUUCAACCGUUGGCAGUCAUGGGUGAUUCUUCUAGGAAUGAUAUUCCUAGCCCUGACACAGCUAUUCUAUCUUCAUCGCGGGCUAAAGCUGUGCAGUACCAGUGUUCUAUACCCGUUCGUGUUCUGCAUUUACAACAUCAUCGCCAUCAUGGAUGGACUGAUCUACUUCCGGCAAGUGUCUCAGUUGGCCGGCUUUCACGCCGGUCUCAUUGCUUUGGGGACAAUUGUUCUUCUGGCCGGUGUUUUAUGCCUUUCUUGGCGAUUGGAAGAUAUCGAUAGUCACGCUGCUGUUAGCGCCUUGGGACCCACGCAGACUGGGCUUGGGCCCGGUAUGGGAGUUGUGGAAGAGCACCCGGCAUCGCCUCGAUUGCUGGACGGCGAGGACGAAGAAGCACACAUUGGAGAACGCGAACCCCUUCUCAACGCAAACACAAACACCCGACAUCUUUCAUAUCAACGGGGACGAGCUCCGAGUUUACCGCUAAAUCUACAUCUUGAUCACCCGGACCCUGUGGACCUGAACCCCGCAUCUAUCUGGGCGGAACUCGACGACUCAGACUAUGAUUCUGCUGAUGGGCAACGUCGUUCUUCGGCAGACCAGCCACACAGCACCAGUGGUAGUGUGACCUUCCAUGGUCCACCACCAGGGCUUGCACGACACUCGACCAUCGGCGCCACUACGCACGAUCGAGGGUGGGGAUCUCGCCGAGGCUUGGCAUCAGGGCGCGAGAACCAGCGGCGUCGAACUUUGGGUCCUUUCGGUGGGCUUUCUAUCACCAAACGCCAACGACGCGCAUGGGGCAUGCCCAAUUCCACGUCUGAACAGCCCCACGGCUACGGAUCCAUCCAAGAAGUUGUCGGUGAUACUCAUGGACAUGACGACCCCCAUUCUCCAACUGUCGGGUCUGGUUUUCUUGCAGGACCGAGCAGAGCGUUGGCUGGGGCCUGGAAAUCCGGAAUACAAUAUCUGUCUCGAUGGAGCAACCCGCGGGCGGGCACCCAGACCAACUCAGAAGAUGAACCCUCGUCUACUCUCCCACGGGCAGGAAAUCAUCCUCGAGCGCGGCAUACUCAACAAAUCACCGAACCCGAAUCCGAUCCAAUCUAG